Messenger RNA from Megalobrama amblycephala (Wuchang bream), 3800 nucleotides. RefSeq lists its product as uncharacterized. NCBI's taxonomy places the organism in Eukaryota, Metazoa, Chordata, Actinopteri, Cypriniformes, Xenocyprididae. The record is from RefSeq and is a predicted model, not a curated record. Bases 133 to 855 code for a protein of 240 amino acids. The transcript is spliced from 2 exons.
CGGAAGUCACCUGACAAAAAUGAAACCGAAAGCACAGCAGUAGUAACUGAAGACGUCUUUUCAGAAGAUUCAGAAACAGAAAUGUCUUCACAAGUCACGGUCUGAAAUCAAGGAGGAAGAUAUGUAUGUAAAAUGAGUGUGUCUGAGGAGAGAGAAGAGGAGAACCGGACCUGUAAAAUGAGUGUGUAUGAGGAGAGAGAGGAGGACUCAGUUCACACUCAGAGAGCAGCAUCUCCAGUAUCCAGCUGUGUGUCUAUGAGGAGUACCCACUCCAUGCAUGAGCCCCCGAUGUUUAGUAAUGGACCUUCUUCAGGAUUUAGUAGUGUGUCUAUGAGGAGUAACCACUCCAUGCAUGAGCCCCCAAUGUUUAGUAAAGAACCUUCUUCAGGAUUUAGUAGUGUGUCUAUGAGGAAUAACUACUCCAUGCAUGAGCCCCCAAUGUUUAGUAAUGGACUUUCUUCAGGAUUUAGUAGUGUGUCUAUGAGGAGUAACUACUCCAUGCAUGAGCCCCCAAUGUUUAGUAAUGGACCUUCUUCAGGAUUCAGUAGUGUGUUUAUGAGGAGUAACUACUCCAUGCAUGAGCCCCCAAUGUUUAGUAAAGAACCUUCUUCAGGAUUCAGUAGUGUGUCUAUGAGGAGUAACCACUCCAUGCAUGAGCCCCCAAUGUUUAGUAAAGAACCUUCUUCAGGAUUCAGUAGUGUGUCUAUGAGGAGUAACUACUCCAUUCAUGAGCCCCCAAUGUUUAGUAAAGAACCAUCUUCAGGAUUCAACUGUGUGUCUAUGAGGAGUAACUACUCCAUGCAUGAUCCCCCAAUGUUCAGUGUUGGACCUGCUGUGACCUCUGACCCUGUGUAAGUAUCAUGUAGUUGCUGAACUAUUGCUGUGUUCACGCCACCUCGUAUUUACCAGAAUCUUGAGAUGACAACACGUGACGUUAUAUUCGGAUUUGUUCACGUCCUUGAACUGGGAAUUAUGUGUUUUCAUGGUACCACUAUCAACGCCUAAAUUAAUCUACAGCGGUCAGGUGGUACAUGUGGGAGCUUUCAGAAAACUCCCAGCUUACAAGCUGUAAUUACGAGCUUUACGAGGACGUGAACACUUUUUACAAGCUAGAAUCUCAUAAAUAUAGCUGCAAGCAGCGAUGGCGGGCCCAAGCCCGGUUGCAUCGCCAACCCGGUGGCUUCAGGGCAACUGUACACAGCGGGCAAUAGGCAUUUAAAGGGGGUAAACAUAAAAGGAUAUUAUAAAAGUUAUUUGAAUACACCACAUUUACUGCAGCAGCUGGUGCCCAUUUGAUCACAAACCACAACAACCACAUCCAUAAGAUAUUGAUGAAUUUAGAUGAAUUUCAUGUCAUAGAAUGUCAUAAGUCAAUUUCAAAUGAGUGCAGAAUAUCAUUCUAAUCUGCCAUGUCUAUGUUUUUCUCAGACAACCUCCAUAAAAAUUCCAGAGCAAAUUAUAUAGUCAUUUGCUCAAACUCCACAGUGUUCUGAGAAAUCUAAUCCAGUCUAAUUGCUGAUGUUGUAUAAUCCUAACACUUCUCUUCAUGUGUUUUUAGACCUCCCUGAACUAUCGUUUGUGCACCAAUCUUAUGCACCAAAAGCAUGCUUUCGUUUAAUUUCAAUAUGUGUGGUAUAAGAAAAAAAUAAAUAAAAAAUUAAUUAAUAGAGCCAAAUCACAGAACCUGCAAAGACGAUUUUAAUAUCAGUCUCAGGUAGUAGUAAGGUACUAUGUCUAGAUUUUUCUGCUCACUUAUGCAAGUUUAUUUUAAACAGCCACUUUUAUCAAAUCAAGUGAAAUUUACUUAAAUAGUGAUUUUUAAUAAAUUUGAAUUAUAUCAAUAAAUAAUUAAUUUAAAGACAUGCGUUGUACAUAAUGUUUGCAAACACAGCACAUGACUUUCUAUAACACCCAUGUCGAGAAAACACACACUCUCCUUUGUAAAAACAAAACAAAAUAAAACAAAGAUUUAAGUCUUGUAUGUUGUAACUCAAAUGACAUUUGAAAAGUAGUCCUGUCAAAAUAGCGAUAUAAUGUCAUGGUCAAAUGAGUGUGAAGAGUGUGAAGUGUGAAGAGGCAACAAAUUGCCUGUGAAGUUAUCAUUUGCAGUUCAAUAUUUCUAUAAGUUCAUCAAAAAAUUUGUAAACACACACACAUACACACACAUGUUUGUACUUCUGUCUUGGUGAGGACAUUGCAUAGACUUCCAUUGAUUUUAAAUCAGGUCAAUGAUAUUUUCUAUCACCUAACCCAAUCCCUACUCCUAAACCAACCCAUCACAGAAACAUGUAACCAUCACUAGAUUUAAAUAAAAACAUAUUUUGGCUGAUUUAUAAGCCUUUUAAAAUAGUGAGGACCAGUCAAAUGUCCUCACUAGUGGGUUGUGAAAGUAUUCCACAACAUAAGUGAGGACAUUUGGUCCUCACAAGUAUAGUCAAAACAAGUACAGCGAGUGACACAGACAGAGACCCCCCCCCCCCACACACACAAGAGUCAGACUGAGGGAGUGAGGGACGAGGGGGAUGGGGACGGGGGUACCACACAGGGUGGGAGAGAGAGGGUGAAAAAAUUCACAUUCAAACCAAUAUAUCGGACUUCCUCUUGGUCAGAGCUAAUGACUUUAAAUUAGAAAGGUUUCCGGCUUAAUGAGAUCAAUGUGUGUACCGAGUUUGGUGACUGUAGGUUAAACUAACCCCCCACUUUUUUCAAAAGGUGGCGCUAUAGAGUCCCUCCUUCCUGCCUGUUUUUGUGGCUUUGCCCAUGUCUACUGGAUGACAAUCCUGACAUAUGAGUCGAGUUUCAUGCAAUUUGAAGCAUGCUAACUGUCUCAAACCCAUCCAAAACAAAUAUUGAAGUUUGAUCUGUUGCUAUGGCAAGAGUGUUUGAAAAAUAUUAAAAAUCUUUUUACAGGUCUUCAUUCGUUAUGUCUUGACAUUAUUCUAAUGAAGUUUGAAGCAAAUUCGGUAAAAAUUUGAGGGUGAUCUUAAAGGAUUUUGAAAGUGACACCCUUCCUGCUGCCAGUUGAUGGCGCUAUAACUUUGACUCACAAUAGUCACAUCCAUGUGAUCGGCUUCCUUCAAUGAGCACACAGCUGAAGUUUCAUAAACAUCAAUCAAUGUAUGCAGAGGUUAUAACACAUUUCCUGUUUACCUUUUCUUGCCAUAAAUUUGUUGCCUCGCCACGGCCAAACCGUUUGAGAUAUCAAAAAUCCACUCGCAAUUUUACAUCCUCAAUUUCUUGACUUCAUUCUGACAGAGUUUGGUGGUGAUCGGAUUAAUCGCCUAGGAGGAGUAUAUCAAAUUCCAGAGCAUGCGUUUUUCAAACAACCCAUAAUAGCUGCUUCCUGUUGAGCCGGCGGAUAACUUAGAGCAUGAAAAUUGUUUGGCCCAAUGAGGUCUAUAUGAGUACAGAGUUUCAUACAAAUACAUGCAAGUGUGUUUGAUAUAAGGACCAAGUUUUCAGACACCAUUCAAGGGGGCGCUGUCGAGCCCCCCUGCCACACCUGGGUCCCAUCCUUUGUGGCAUCCUAAUGGCCGCAGAUUCCAAUGUGUGUGCCAAUUUUCAAGAGUUUUUGAGCAUGUUAAGGCCCCCAAAAAGCCGCGGAAAAAAAAUAAUUCUCCUUAGAAAAACAAAAGGGCCCUUCGCCAUUACAUUGGCUUGGGCCCUAACUACAGGAAUUAUGAGGCCGCGUGAACGCACCUUAUGUGCCAUAGUGAAACUUGGAUGUGAAGUUACUUAAAGGGAUAGUUCACCCGAAAAUUAAAAUUCUGUCAUCAUUUACUCACCCUCAAGAUAUUCCA